Messenger RNA from Colletotrichum truncatum, 1587 nucleotides. NCBI's taxonomy places the organism in Eukaryota, Fungi, Ascomycota, Sordariomycetes, Glomerellales, Glomerellaceae. The record is from RefSeq and is a predicted model, not a curated record.
AUGGCUGGCCUGCCACGUAUCGACCUUACCCCUUUUCAAUCUAUUAUUACUGAAAAGUUCCAGAAUGGCUGGACUUAUUCUAAUAUAAUUACAUAUCUUUCCGAAUCAUUCCAAAUUCAGGUCUCUCCGUCAACAUUUAAACGUUUCCUACAAAGCUUAAACCUCCGCCGCGAAGUCCGUACAGAAUUUUCCAGCGCCUUACUACAACGUAUCUUCCAGCUCUUCUUUGAUCAUAGGCUAUCCGAUUUAGAUAUUCUUUUAUGCUUACGGACGGAAGGCUUCACAGUCUCACAACGUGGCUUAGAAGAUAUUCGAAAAUGCCACAAACUAUGGCGCCGUCAAACCCCCGAGCAGCUUCAAGCAGCAUUUCACCAAGCUGUAAACUUCCUUGCCUCUACAACAAGUGAUGAAGCACGCGUUACACGAGACUUUGGCCGAGAAUUCCUCUUUACAUAUAUGCGCCAACGUGGCCAUAUUAUUAGCCGCUCGGUCUUAUAUGAAGCAUAUCGUACAGUUUUUCCCGAGGAAGUUGCAAACCGACUGAAAGAGAUCCGAUACCGGCGGAAAGGUUGGACUACGCCAGGUCCAAACUUUAUAUGGUCACUCGAUGCAUAUGAUAAACUACUUCCGUUUGGGUUUGAGAUAUAUGCUAGCAUCGAUGCAUACUCCCGUUAUAUUGUGUGGUUUUACGUUGGGUUUUCUGCACAUACGGCCCGUUCUGUAUUAGCCCAAUAUCUAUCUACACUUCUAUCACGGGGUAUUAUGCCACAAACUAUUCGUUCAGACCGUGGUACAGAAACUAUCUUAACUGCUGGUAGUCAUUGGUAUCUAUCACAGGACCGUACAAAGAAGGCCCCUUUACAGCCAGGCCAAGACGUUCCUAUUCAGUUCCGUGACUGUUGGAUCUUUAGUAAAAGUAUCCAUAAUGUUAAGAUUGAAAGCUGGUGGAACCAACUUUGUCAAGCACAGUCUGCAACUUGGAGAGCAUAUUUCUAUCGAUUACAAGCGUUAGGUUUAUUUUAUAACCAAUCGCUUUCUGACCGUGUUGCCUUAUUAUUUAUCUUUAUGCCACUUAUCCGUAAAGACUUUACCUCUUUUGUUCAACUCUGGAAUAACCAUCGCAUUCGCUCACAAAAAAGUCGCCCACAUGUUGUUUCUGGUCAACCAUGGAAACUUUAUCAUCAUCCAGAUCAUCAAACCGCACAAGACUUUGCUCAGCCAAUCGAUCACGUAAAGAUUCAAAAACUUCAAAACUUACUUGGAAGUGAAGAACUUAAUUUGGAUCAAUUCCUUCCGCACGAAGUCUUUCAAGUUUGUAAAGGUAUUAUGGAGCCUAUACAAACCUUUCCACCAGUUACAAACUUCUGCGGUACACAAUAUCCACGUAUUGAAGCAUAUAACUUCCUACGGCAACGUCUUGAAGAAUAUAUUGAGGCUAGGAUUCAACCAGAACUUCACUUACUACCAAAACAAAAUGGAGGUAUUGAAUGGGUAAAAGAACAGUUCCGUAGCCGCGGGAUUAGUAUAGAUGAACUUUAUACAUCACUGUCAGGAAGUGAUAGUAGUUCAGAAAUAGAUGAAACUUGA